AAGAAGCCCGCCAUGUGAAAAUUCUCUUCAAUUCCUAGACAAACCCUAAAUCACACUGUACCUUUGAAUUUGGAACCAAAACGAAAUCUCUAAAUUUUCAGUAACGCCAAAUCUCAAAAUUUUCAGACACACUGAUUCAUUUUCGUUUUAUUUUUCGGACCCUCCUUGUCUUCUCUAUCCAUUAUACAUAAACAUGGCAACCAUCUUUCUUCUGCACCCAAGACUUCAAUCCCAUCUUCUUUCAUCUGUGCGUUCUUUCCCUCUCUUCCAAAUUCACAUCACAGAAGGAACAAAAGAUGGAGACUCGUGCCGCCUCAAAGAGAAAGGCAAAUGCUAUGGUCUUGGUCCAAAAACAACACCCCAAAAGGCAUAGGGUUUCUUUGGUUCAAGAUCCUCCCAAAGAGAAAUUGCAAGGUGUGAAGAAUCCCAAUGCAAAGAAGCAAUCUUCCACAAUCCACCACUCUUCUUCCCCCCAUACUGAUGAAUCCCUCUUUUCCCAUGUCUAUGAGUAUCUUCAUGAAAUGGAGAUGCAGAAAAAGAGGAGACCAACUGUUGACUACAUUGAGAAAGUUCAGAAAUUGUUUACACCAACCAUGAGAGCAAUCUUGGUGGAUUGGUUAGUAGAAGUGGGUGAGGAGUACAAGCUUCUUCCAGACACUCUUCAUCUCUCAGUUUCGUACAUUGAUAGAUUUUUAUCGGUUAAUCCGGUGAAUAAAUCCAGACUUCAGUUGCUGGGUGUUUCCUCCAUGCUUAUUGCAUCCAAAUACGAGGAAAUUGACCCACCUUGUGUGAAUGAUUUUUGCAGCAUCACUGAUUACACAUAUGACAAGGCAGAGGUUGUGAAGAUGGAAGCUGACAUACUGCAGUCACUAAAGUUUGAAAUGGGAAAUCCUACUGUGAACACUUUUCUCAGAAGGUUUGCUGAUAACGAAAUGACUCCAAAUUCACAGAGUGAAUUUCUGGGCCGCUAUCUUGCUGAGUUAAGUUUGUUGGAUUAUGAUUGUUUGAAAUUUUUGCCUUCGGUUGUAGCAGCAUCUGCUGUAUUUCUUUCUAGAUUUAUUAUCUCGCCUGAAGUGCAUCCAUGGACUCCUUCUUUGAGUGAAUGUUCUGGUUACAAAUCAGCCGAAUUGAAAGAAUGUGUCUUAAUUUUGCAUGACCUGUACUUGUUACGAAAGGCAGCAUCUUUCAAAGCUGUCCGGGAUAAGUACAAGCAGCAAAAGUUCAAAUGCGUUGGAAACCUGCCUUCCCCUCCUUAUGUACCCAAUUGUUACUUUGAAGACCAGUGAUGUAGCAAAUUUUGUGAUGAAU
Molecule: messenger RNA, 1308 nt
Organism: Vigna umbellata (rice bean)
Lineage: Eukaryota; Viridiplantae; Streptophyta; Magnoliopsida; Fabales; Fabaceae
Source: RefSeq, a predicted model, not a curated record